AUGGCAGACUUGGGCUCCGAAGAAGAAGAGCAACGAAACUGGAGAGGUAUUUGUAUAGCCUUACUCGUCAUUGCAACCGUCUGUUCCCUCAUCAUCACCUCCGUGGUCCUGCUCUCGCCGGGUCCUGAAGAGCCAAGAGUAAAAAAUCCAAGAUUUACGUUAGAAGAAAUUAUUAAUGGAGAAUACGAACCUAGGUUAUUCAAUGGAUCUUGGAUAUCUGAUGUUGAAGUGACCUUCCGUGAUCCUGAUGGUGCCAUUGUGAUUUACAAUGCCAAGACACACGAAAAAACAAUCAUUGUUAAUAAUGUUACUUUGCCUGUUUUAAAGAGUGAGACCGAUCAAGUAGUUCUCAGGACAAUUGCUCUGGAGACGAUCUACACUAAAUACCCCGAAAGUGAAUGGAUACAUAUAUAUACCGAUGGGUCAAGAGUAGCAGACCAUAUAAAUGCAGGUGCUGGCGUCUACAGUGAGCACUUUUCUUUUUCUAUUCCUGUUGGUAAAUAUGCCUCUGCAUUCGAUGGAGAGAAACCGCUCAAUAUACAGUCCUUUAGCAUAUCGCCCGAUCGCAAAUAUGUUCUUAUAUCCCAUGAUCAUGAACAGGUAUUUAAACAUUCUUUCACCGCGAAGUACAAAGUUUUCAUUGUUGAAACCGAGCAAAUGCAGCCUUUUUUGCCUGAUAUGCCCAAUGCCGUUUUUCAAUACGUUACGUGGGGAAGUAAAGGGAGCCAGAUGGCCUAUGUGUACAGAAAUAAUAUAUAUUUUCUGCCAUCAUAUGGGGACGGAAUCAAGCCAACAGCGUUGACCCAGUCUGGGGAAGAAGGGGUUAUAUUCAACGGUCUACCAGACUGGGUAUAUGAAGCUGAAGUGUUCCACAGUAAUAAAGCUCUGUGGUGGUGCCCAGACGGUUCAAAGCUUGCGUAUGCCGUGUUCAACGACACUCAAGUUGAUGUCAUGACUUAUCCUUGGUAUGGUUCUUAUGAAGACAGUACGAAUGUAUACCCACAGACAAUCAGGCUCAGGUAUCCUAAGCCAGGAACUGUGAAUCCCAAAGCUAGCUUGUGGGUUGCAGAUUUUAGCCAGUCACUACCAGUAACAGAAGAAGUGAUGCCACCUCCAGAAAUAAAAGAUCAGGAUUAUUAUCUAACAGAAGUACAGUGGAUUGAUGAAAAUCGUCUGCUUGCUAUGUGGCUUCGAAGAGCACAAAAUUCUUCCAUCGUCAGCAUUUGUAACAUCGCAGAUAGUGGAUGGAUGUGUCACAAGCACAUGCAAGAGGAUACGAGCUAUGGCUGGGUCGACAUGUACGAAGCUCCGGUGUUUUCUAACAACAAGCGCUACUACUUCCUGCGGUUGCCCGUAGCCGACGGAAAAGCGGGAAGAUUCCGACAUAUUGCUUCAUUUGAUUUUAACACUGCACGCAAGGACUUCCUGACCCACGGCAGCUACGACACUACCGCCAUCUUGGCCUAUCUAGAAGAGGAGCAUGCUGUAUAUUACAUGACGACUCUGCUCGGCAAACCGGAAGAGAGGCACUUGUAUUCAGUGACGGAUCUCGCUUCAUCACAGCCACGAAAACAAAAAUGCCUUACCUGUGAUCUGGACGAGAACUGCCUGUACUUUAAUGCCUUAUUCAGCCACGACGCGCACUAUUUUGUACUGGAGUGCUUAGGUCCCAACGUACCCCGCGUAGAACUAAGAGAAACUCUCACCAAUCAGCUCAUUGAAGUUUUAGACACUAACAGCGAUUUAGUUGAAGCCUUAGAUAACAGAGCCCUACCUCAAAUCGAGACUUUCAAAGUGCCUUUAAAAGGAGGGUAUGAAGCCAGUGUUCGCUUGUACUUGCCUCCGCCUUUACGUGAAAACGAAAUAAUUAAAUAUCCGUUAAUAGUUCAUGUUUGUGGAAGCCCUGGUACCCAACUAGUGACAGAAAAGUUCCAGAUUCAUUGGGGUAGUUACCUUGCCAGUCACAAAAAUUACAUAUAUGCUCAUAUAGAUGGAAGAGGCAGUGGUUUCCAAGGUGACAAAAGGAUACAUGAAACGUUCCGACAGCUUGGAAAUGUCGAAGUUGAAGACCAACUUGCCGUAGCCAGCUACUUGGUUUUAAACAAACUCUACGUUGACGGAGAAAAGGUCGCUCUGUGGGGUUGGUCAUAUGGAGGCUAUAUGUCAGUUUCAGCCCUCGCCACGCCAGAUGAAACAUUUUCUUGUGGAAUUUCUGUUGCACCCAUCACUAACUGGCUAUAUUAUGAUUCAGUAUAUUCAGAAAGAUACAUGCAAAGUCCAAAACCCGAGGACAAUUACAUUGGAUAUGAAAAAUCAGAUGUUUCAAUAAAAGCAGAGCACAUUCGAGGGAAAAAGUUCCUAUUAAUACACGGAACUGCUGAUGAUGAUGUUCAUCUACAGCACUCCAUGAUGCUAAUAAAAGCCCUAACGAACGCUGGAGUUUUGUUCAGAACACAGAUUUAUCCUGACGAAAAGAACUCUUUAGUGAAUGUAAAAAUGCACCUGCACCAGACUAUGGAAGACUUUUUAGAAUACACAUGUUUCAAAGCACAAGAUAAGUCGACGGAAGCGACGAAUGGCAGAUAGUUACUUAUGAAAGUGCUUACUUCACUUCACUUCUCUUCCUUCAUGCCUUGGGGGCCCCCACGCUCAGUCUAGUGAGACACAAUCCAAUGUAAGGGCAGUGCGGCCAAACGAUCUCGAGCCAAAAUGGCUUUUUAAAGUCAAGAACUAUGUCAUUGUACCUUAUAUCACUUAUAAACAUUCUGUUGACGACACAGUUCUAAAUUUACACCAAUUGAUUGAUUAUACGACAGUAUUCUAAGGUCAAUAUGGCCCUAAUGUGUUGAUAUUUGAUAUUAAUUUCAUGCAGACUCUAAACUCAUAAAUAUUUAUUCCUCCAUGAUUUAAGUUUAAAAUGAAUGUUUUUGUAUGCUAAGUCAUGCCUAGGGUUUCCAAUCCCAAAAUUCCGAUCCCAAAUCCC
Messenger RNA from Uloborus diversus, 2983 nucleotides. RefSeq names its product inactive dipeptidyl peptidase 10-like. Gene Ontology annotation, biological process: proteolysis. The transcript is spliced from 22 exons. The coding region runs from base 1 to 2586 and encodes 861 amino acids. The record is from RefSeq and is a predicted model, not a curated record. Gene Ontology annotation, molecular function: dipeptidyl-peptidase activity; serine-type peptidase activity. Lineage: Eukaryota; Metazoa; Arthropoda; Arachnida; Araneae; Uloboridae.